AUGUUGCAAGCUAAAUAUUCAAAUACACCAUUGAUUACACAAACAGAUGCAAAACAACAUUUGCAUAAUAUUCGUUAUCAACGUCAAAAUCAAUUAGCAACUAUAAUCAAUGAAUGUCAUCAACUUCGUAUAUCACAUAAACGUAUUUUUGAUAAUCAAUUAAAUUUUUCUUCAAAUGAAAAAUCUUUAAUGUUAAAACCAUUAAAUAGAGAAGCAGUUUUUAUUUUUAAUUCACAAACUGAAUCAAAUAAUUCAUUAUCUGUUAUAAAAGAAGAUUCACAAUAUUUAUCUGAAUCUUCAUAUACAUUUUUAGAAAAUCAAUUACCAAAUAAUCGAUUAUUAUCAAGACGUAUAAAAAAGAAUCAACAACAACAUUUAAGUGUCUCAUCUAUUGCAUCUAUUGAAAAACUUCCACCAAUAUCAACUAAUAAAAUCAAAUCAAAUAAAUCUACUAAAUUUGUUGAUGCUAUAAAACAAAUGAAAAAUCGAUCAUCAAUUCAACGACAUUUAAUAAAUAAUAAAUCGAAUAAUAAUUAUCUAUUCAAUGAAAAAUUUAUUUUUAAUACUUCAAUUAAAGAAAUACAACCAAAACUUCCUUCAAUUCUUUGUCCAUCAUCAUUUUAUUAUUCAAAACAAAUUCAAACUCGUCAAUGGUUAUGUAAAAAUUAUUUUUCAACUCGAACUCUUCCGCUUAUUUAA
Messenger RNA from Rotaria sp. Silwood1, 699 nucleotides. The record is from the annotation of a GenBank genome assembly. Lineage: Eukaryota; Metazoa; Rotifera; Eurotatoria; Philodinida; Philodinidae.